Messenger RNA from Chelonoidis abingdonii (Abingdon island giant tortoise), 3268 nucleotides. Lineage: Eukaryota; Metazoa; Chordata; Testudines; Testudinidae. The record is from RefSeq and is a predicted model, not a curated record.
AUGUUAAUGGAUUUCCAGCUUUUAAGAGGUAAUGAUAUACCUUGAGUAUCUAACUAUACAUUUGAAAAAUCUCCAUGAGCCAAUCUCAAAGGAAUACUUAGAAUGCACUCCUGAGUAAGAGCGAAGUGGUGGAACUGCAACUCACUACACUAACUUAUAUGAACCAACCGUAUUUAUGCCACUGGGAGGCUGAAAGUCCUGGAAACAUGUUGUGUAAGAAAUGACAGAGAAUUUGCAAAGCCUUUGCCUAGCAAAUUGGAACAUGGAGAUGAAGCUAGAUCCUGCUAAGGAUGACCUACCCCUAAUGGCCAACACACGCCACAUGCUCGUAAAGCAUUAUGUAUUGGACUUAGAUGUGGAUUUUAAAAGCCAAGUUAUUGAAGGCACCAUAGUUCUCUUUUUUGAGCCUGGGAGCAGAUGCAAAAAAGGAGGCAGUGCUGGGGAAGAAGCCUGCCUUUCACAGUCAUAUGAAACAUGCAAAAUUAGGGCAUCUGAACCUUGUCACAGUCCUGUGACAAAUGUAAGUGCCCGCUCAUCUAAAACAGAAUAUAAUGAUUUUGCAGUCUGUGCUAAAGGUGAAAAAGAUACUUCUGAUAAAAAUGGUAACCAUAGCAACGGGGAACAGGCUUCUGGGAUUUCUAGUUCAAAGAACUGCUAUGACAUAGAGAAUCAUGGGAGUGAAGAUUUUUUGCUGGUAUUGGACUGCUGUGAUUUAUCUGUGUUAAAGGUCGAGGAGGUAGAUGUUGCUGCUGUGCCAGAUCAUUGGAGGGAACAGCUAUACUAUUACACCCGCUGCAGCCAGGCGCCUGGUUGUGGAGAGCUACUGUUUUCCACUGGCCCUUGGAGCCUGAUGAUAAGGAAAGCAGAGGUUCAAGCACCAAGAGACUUCCCUCAUGCAAUAAGGAUAUGGUACAAAACAAAGCCAGAGGGAAGAUCAGUUACAUGGACCACAGACCAGAGUAGCAGGCCAUGUGUUUAUACGAUGGGGUCUCCAAUAAACAACAGGGCCCUUCUUCCAUGUCAGGAACCACCGGUUGCCAUGUCAACAUGGCAAACCACAGUCCGAACAGCUUCUAGCUUUGUUGUCUUAAUGAGUGGUGAAAAUUCAGCAGAACCAGUACAACUUCAAGAAGGUCUUUUAAGUUGGUACUAUUAUGUGACCAUGCCCAUGCCAGCAUCUACCUUUACUAUUGCUAUUGGGUGUUGGACAGAAGUUAAACAGGAAUCCCACAUAGCUGACAUCCGGACAACUAACGAGUUUUCUUCUGUGUUUUCAAGGGCCGAUCUCAGGUUGAUCGAAGGGAGCUGUGGUCAUGGGGCGUAUCCUUGCCGUUUCCAGAAUCCUGCUGCCAGUUCUCAGCUAGUCAUUCCUCAUCGAGUCUUUGCUCCAUGGUGCCUUAAAGAUCGCUGUGCAGAGAUCCUUCUUGAGCUGAUUCCUCGGUGCCUCUUGGCUGCUCAUGGUACACUUGGAACCCACCCCUUUUCCAGGCUUGAUGUGUUGAUAGUCCCUUCCAACUUUUCCAGUCUGGGAAUGGCCAGCCCACACAUCAUCUUCCUGUCACAGAGUGUAUUAACUGGAGGGAGCCAACUCUGUGGAACACGUCUGUGCCAUGAAAUUGCUCAUGCUUGGUUUGGAUUGGCCAUUGGUGCUCGUGACUGGACUGAAGAAUGGAUAAGUGAAGGGUUUGCUACUUACUUGGAAGAUGUAUUUUGGGCAGUAGCACAACAGCAGCUCCCACAUGAUGAAGCAAGAGAGCAGCAGGAGUUGAAAGCUUUGCUGCGCUGGCGACGGCUCAGAGAUGAGGUGCAGAACUCUGAAGAAGAGCUGCAAGUAUUAAGGCCAAACAAAGAGAGAACAGGAGAAUUGAGUGAGUCUGGAACAUGCAUAAUCAAACAUGGUCUGAAUGCAGAAAAAAUCUUCAUGCAGGUUCAUUACUUGAAGGGCUAUUUCCUUCUGCAGUCUCUAGCCAAGAGAAUUGGAGAGGCUACAUAUUUUGAAUUUUUAAGAAAGUUUGUGCAGAAGUUUCAUGGACAACUGAUCCUUUCUCAGGAUUUUCUUUACAUGCUGCUGGAGAACAUCCCAGAACAAAAAGGGUACGCGCUAUCUGUUGAAAAUAUCAUCCAGGCCUGGCUUGACACUUCUGGAAUACCAAAGCCUUUGCUGGAAGAGUGUCAGACUUGGGACCAGUGUCGAUUAGUCCAGCAAGUGAAUGAUGAGGUCACAAAAUGGAUUCAAGUAAACCAGAGAGCCAGAAAAAGGAGCAAAAGGAAACAAAGGCAGGAUGAAGUGGCUUUCCAAAAGCUUCUCCCAGACCAGCUGGUCUUACUUCUGGAAUCUCUGCUGGAGGAGAAGACGUUAUGUCUCAGAACUCUGCAGCGCUUAGAGAAAACAUACCACCUUGAUGAGCAGGAUGCAGAGGUUCGACAUCGGUGGUAUGAGCUUGUUGUUAAACACAAAUAUACAAGAAGAUAUGGUGACAUUGAGAAAUUCCUCAAGGAAGAUCAGGCUAUGGGUGUCUACCUGUAUGGAGAAUUAAUGGUGAAUGAAGAUGCAAAACAACAGGAACUUGCCUAUAAAUGCUUUGCUGCAACACAAAAACAAAUGGAUGUGUCCUCAGCCAAAGUGGUGGCAGAGAUGCUAUUCUGAAGAGGUGAUUUUUCUUGAUUAAAGUAUUUAAUCCUCAAGCUGCUGUGAGAGAAUAUGCACAGCGCAGUAAAUAAACUCUAGCACAAUGUAGAAUUUGCUGAUAUUCAGCUCGAAGAAUCACUCAUUAAAUUUCUUGCAUUUUUUUUUUCUACACCAUUGCUGGAGCAAUGGAUCAUUGAGGCACAAGGGAUCUAGUUGAGGAGCAUGGAGAAGAGAGGGGUUUUUGUACUAAGACACAUCUACAUUUAUAACACUUCUUAAACAUGGCUGCACUCACACCUGCAAAUAGAAAACGUGAUAUGAACUUGCUAGGGGAUGGCAAUUACUGGAGUUGUUUAACAAAAUCUGUGUCACAUGAGGCAUUGAACUCAUACACUUACAAACUAAUUAUCCAGAGUGGUUCUGGCAUGAUUCAAGUUAGUGUGGCUUACAUGCUUUUGAGUAUUUUGUGUGAGGAAGUUAAAAUUAGUGUUGGUUAUGCUAGGAAGUACCUGUUUAUAAAGACAUGCUAAUGACUAUCACAUAAAGAUAAACAUUUUAUAGCUUUAUUUUGAUUUGCUUCUGGUUCUACUUGAAAUUAGUGGCUAAGGGACAAAAGUAGAAGUCAUCUCACUAAACUUG